Molecule: messenger RNA, 3051 nt
Organism: Delphinapterus leucas (beluga whale)
Lineage: Eukaryota; Metazoa; Chordata; Mammalia; Artiodactyla; Monodontidae
Gene: TRIM35
Product: tripartite motif containing 35
Molecular function (GO): zinc ion binding; protein binding
Source: RefSeq, a predicted model, not a curated record
GCCUCCGCAGGGUCGCGGGAGCCGCGCGGCGGAUGGGAGGGGCUGGAGCGAAAGUUGCGGGCGAGGGAUCCGGGAUCCGGGGCAAUGGAAGCGGGGCCCGCCUUGUCUCCCGGGCCUUCCCGCUCCUUCAAGGAGGAGCUGCUCUGCGCCGUCUGCUACGACCCCUUCCGUGACGCCGUGACUCUGCGCUGCGGCCACAACUUCUGCCGCGGGUGCGUGACCCGCUGCUGGGAGGUGCAGGUGGCACCCACCUGCCCGGUGUGCAAGGACCGCGCGGCCCCCGCCGACCUGCGCACCAACCACACCCUCAAUAACCUCGUGGAGAAGCUGCUGCGCGAGGAGGCCGAGGGCGCGCGCUGGACCGGCCACCGCUCUCCGCGCCUCUGCCGCCUGCACCGCGGCCAGUUCAACCUCUUCUGUCUCGACGACAAGGAGCUGCUGUGCUGCUCGUGCCAGACCGACCCCCGGCACCAGGGGCACCGCGUGCAGCCAGUGAAGGACACUGCCCACGACUUUCGGGCCAAGUGCAGGAACAUGGAACACGCACUGCGGGAGAAAGCCAAGGCCUUCUGGGCCAUGCGGCGCUCCUACGAGGCCAUCGCCAAGCACAAUCAGGUGGAGGCUUCCUGGCUGGAAGGGCGAAUCCGGCAGGAGUUUGACAAGCUUCGAGAGUUCUUGAGAGUGGAGGAGCAGGCCAUCCUGGAUGCCAUGGCCGAGGAGGCCAGGCAGAAGCAGCUUCUGGCCGAGGAGAAGAUGAAACGGCUGGCGGAAGACACGGAGGCCCUGGCCCAUGAGAUUGAGCGGCUGCAGUUGGAGAUGAAGGAGGAUGACGUUUCCUUUCUCAUGAAACACAAGAGCCGAAAACGCCGCCUCUUCUGCACGAUGGAGCCAGAGCCUGUCCAGCCUGGUAUGCUCAUCGACGUUUGCAAGUACCUGGACUCCCUGCAGUACCGAGUCUGGAGGAAGAUGCUCAUGUGUGUUGAAUCUGUGCCUUUCAGCUUUGAUCCCAACACUGCGGCUGGCUGGCUGUCCGUGUCAGACGACCUCACCAGUGUCACCAACCACGGCUACCGGGUCCAGGUAGAGAAUCCGGAGCGCUUCUCAUCGGCACCCUGCCUGCUGGGCUCCUGCGUCUUGUCGCAGGGCUCACAUACCUGGGAGGUGGACCUGGGGGCACUGCCGAGCUGGCGCGUGGGCGUGGUGCGGAUGCGCCAGGACGCGGGCGCCGAGGGCCACUCGCACAGCUGCUACCACGACACGCGCUCGGGCUUCUGGUACGUGUGCCGCACACAGGGCGUGGACGGCGACCACUGCGUGACCUCGGACCCCGCCACAUCGCCCCUGGUCCCCGCCAUCCCGCGCCGCCUGCGCGUGGAGUUGGAGUGCGAGGAGGGUGAGCUGUCCUUCUAUGACGCGGAGCGCCACUGCCACCUAUACACCUUCCACGCCCGCUUCGGGGAGGUACGGCCCUACUUCUACCUGGGCGGCUCGCGGGGGGAUGGGCCCCCCGAGCCGCUGCGCAUCUGCCCCCUGCGCAUCACCGUCAAGGAGGAGCUGGAUGGCUGAAGCCUGCCCUGCCUGAUGCCGCCGGGUCUCGCGCCCCGGUCCCGUUUUCUUUCUGUCUCUUCCCAAAGGCACACUUGCCUUGGUACCUCUCUGCCUCCCGCCUUCUUGCCAGGAUCUUCCUGCUGGCCAUCGUGUCCUUUUCUGUGGCUCCAGGCCAUGUACCUCCUCCCUCAUCUUUGGUCCCUUCUCUGCCUACCUUUGAAAGUUAUCCAGGAGACACCUCCCUGAUUAGGCUUUUUCCAAAGUUGUGGCAUCCUCUGGAUGUGAAUUUUCUGAUUCACAUUCUAAGAUUGCUGGGGAUAAUGUUUGCUUCUAAGAAUGGGUUUGUUUAAAAAUGUAAGUUUCAUCAUUUUCCAAGAGUGGUGAGGCCAGCAGACUGGAAGAGGACUGCUGUUGAGAAGAGUUUGUUACUCACAGUCUCCAGGAGGAGAGUCCUGCCAUGGUGGGGGUGGGGUGGGGUUUGGGAAGCACCAGGGUCCUUAGGAGACAGGGGGCGUGAGGGGAAAGCUUGGGUGGGAGACUUAUUAUGCUUUUCAAGGGAAGGAACAGGCCAGGCAGGGUAAGUGGGUUUAUGAUUGGCAAGUUGGAAUACUUUUGACCAGCACUAGGGCGCAGGGGCUGCCCCUAGGGAUGAUUAGGACAGGGGGAUAUUGGCCUGGAGUGGAGGAGCCCUGUGAGAGCCUGAUACAGGAGGUGGUUGGGGGGUAUAGCUCUGCAUGUAGAAGGUUGGCUGCAUUUGAAAGGCAUGCUCAUAGGGGAGUUGUUUGCUGUAUCUAGGAAUUUGCUAGCCGGAGAAGCCCCAGAUGCCAAAGUGUCAAGAUUACAGAAAAGAAGAAAAUAUAGUUAAUACAGGACCAUUGCCAUGGCUUUGGGGAGGACCCAUGGCUAGGCUUGUCUGUCACUUUAUACCAGUAUUUAAAACUGCUCCAGGGGCCUCCCUGGGGCCCUUCAGGGUGAGGUUGGGGGCAAGGCUGCCCAUCAGCUCGGCUCUGAUUUAUUGAUUUACACUUCUUGGAUGAUUUCCUGUGAACAGAGGUUCCAGAGCACUUAAAAACACACAAUUUAAAAACCAUGGUUUAGACUUGUUCCCUCUGUGGGCCUCACUUUCCUCAUCUGCGAUGAGAUUGUAGGCCUGGAAGGUGGUGCCCUUCUGUAAUUGUGUGGAGCAUCUUCCUCUGAUUCUUCUCACAAAGGUACAGAAGGGAGGGAAAGAGGGGCCCUUUCAGUUAGGAAGGAAGGAAGGGGACGCGGUCCAGGGGAAGUACAAGGAGGGAGGGAGCUCCAGGGCUCUUGUCUUUGCUGACCUCAGCCUGCUCAUUCUUGUUCUCCUGGCUUUUGCAUUCUCAUCCUGAUUUCUUCUCCCUCUGCCAUGCCUACAGACUCCUGCCUCCACCUUUUCUUCCUCAUACCUGCCUGCAGAGAGUUUUUAGUUGUCAAUUCACCGUGUCCUGGGACAGUACUGUAAAAGGAGAUGUUUUCCCACUG